Molecule: messenger RNA, 783 nt
Organism: Serpula lacrymans var. lacrymans S7.9
Lineage: Eukaryota; Fungi; Basidiomycota; Agaricomycetes; Boletales; Serpulaceae
Exons: 6
Coding region: 1-783 (260 amino acids)
Source: RefSeq, a predicted model, not a curated record
AUGGCAAUGAUGCUUGAUGACAAUGACAACACAGACUCUAACCUGCAACAUUUGGAGCAAGAGCUGGUCAAAGUAGUGAGCGACAUUAAAAAAAAGGAGGCCAAACUUGCUGAAAUAAAUUUGAAAGCUGGACUCAAAAAGAAAGGAGGAGGCAAACAAUCACAGGAAAUGACGGAAGGGCAGGUUAAGGAUUUGAAGAGGACCAUGUUCAUGCUGAAGGCAAAGAUUGAACACAUCAAAGAAGAUGAAGCUAUGAGCGUUGAUGACCAAGAGUCGAGGGAAGGCCUAGCUUCAGCUGGAGAAGGGCGAGAUCAAGAAGACAGUGGGAUUGCGAAAGCGAUAGACAACUCUGCUGCCUCAAAGGCCAGCACAGAACAGACAAAAAAUGCCAACAGGUCUCAUAUGACAGGCGAGGCCGUUAGCAUUGAUGACCAAGUGGAUAGCAACACGCUGCCAGCCGAUAAAUUGACAGAGAAAACGCCACAACCUGAAGGAGCAACAAGCCAUAUCCAACCGCAAAAAGUGACAAAAGAUAUUAGCAGGUGCCAGGGUGAGAUCAAAGCAGGGGAAUGCACUAUACUCGAGGACCAGCUGGCAAAGACUAUGGCCGAGCCUGCAGAGUUAAAAAAAAAAAAAUGGAGCGGGCUAAGAAACGACAGAUAUGUCAUGACGACAACAACAACGAUGAAUCUGAUGGAAGAAAUAAUAAGAAAUCAAAGACAGAUGUGGGUAGUGGAAGUUACAGAAAAAAUUGCCCUCUACAAGUUAUUGAUGGCUAGCUAA